AAAAGAAAACAGCUCCACGUGAAACAAACAUAAAUAAAUAUAUACAAUUGUUUUAGAAUUAGAAAUGAAACAAGGUUAUUUUGAUAGUCCAGUUAAUCAAGGUUGUAUAUCACCACUAAUCCAGGUAGGUCACUUGUGUAUUGUUUUCUUUGUUUAAUUGUAAUAAUAAUUCAAUUCCAAACUAUAUAAUAUACAAACUACAAAUUAACAGCUGACUCAAGUCUUUCUAGCAGGUUCUUCCUGUUUCGAUCCAUGCAUUGAACCGGAAGAGAAGCAAAUAUAUCUGCUGAGUUGACAGUAGUACACUGCGUAGUGAAUCUGUCCCAUUUAAACGGACAAAUAACGUCUUCAGCUACGAGCUGCCUGUCACAAUCGCGUCAGUCCGUAAGUGUUUGAACAAUGGUGUGCAUUCCCUGCAUCGUCAUUCCAGUCCUGCUCUGGAUUUACAAGAAAUUCUUGGAGCCAAUUAUCUACCCAUUCAUUUCUCCUUUCAUCAGCCGCAUAUGGCCCAACAAAUCUGUACUGGAAACUGUGGCUGCAACAGAACAUCCAAAUGGACAAAGCAAUGGAACAAGCAAGAUGGAUAGUCCAAUCCAAAAUGGCACUGCCUCAAAGGGACCCUCUGAAGUUUCUGACAAAAAGACUGACUAAUGUUACUUCAGAGAACUUUGAACUGAAGGUGGUUUAUACUCGCCAUUGAUCAUCACCCGGAGUAAUGAAUAAAUAAAUGUAAUAACUUAUUUCAUUGAAUAGAUUUCUGAUAUUUUAUAUAAAUGAGCCUAAUACCCGGUUUGUCUGCAGUAUCUAAAUGUUGUAAAGGUUUUGUUGAUAGUUUCUGAUUUUGAGAUGUGGUGUGAUAAA
Molecule: messenger RNA, 861 nt
Organism: Acipenser ruthenus (sterlet)
Lineage: Eukaryota; Metazoa; Chordata; Actinopteri; Acipenseriformes; Acipenseridae
Gene: c21h18orf32
Product: UPF0729 protein C18orf32 homolog
Exons: 3
Coding region: 400-651 (83 amino acids)
Biological process (GO): positive regulation of canonical NF-kappaB signal transduction
Source: RefSeq, a predicted model, not a curated record